This is a messenger RNA of Peromyscus californicus insignis, 3698 nucleotides long. It is a transcript of the gene Rabif, whose product is annotated as RAB interacting factor. The coding region runs from base 48 to 419 and encodes 123 amino acids. The record is from RefSeq and is a predicted model, not a curated record. The transcript has 2 exons. Gene Ontology annotation, biological process: post-Golgi vesicle-mediated transport; small GTPase-mediated signal transduction. Gene Ontology annotation, molecular function: guanyl-nucleotide exchange factor activity; zinc ion binding. Lineage: Eukaryota; Metazoa; Chordata; Mammalia; Rodentia; Cricetidae. Gene Ontology annotation, cellular component: cytosol; membrane.
CCAGACCGCGCGUGCGCCGUGGUGGCCCAUGCUGUGGCGGCGCGGCGAUGGAACCGGCUGAGCUGCAGAACGAGCUAGUGUCAGCCGAGGGCCGGAACCGGAAGGCGGUGCUGUGCCAGCGUUGCGGCUCUCGGGUGCUGCAGCCAGGGACUGCUCUUUUCUCUCGCCGACAGCUGUUCCUCCCCUCCAUGAGAAAGAAGCCAGCUCUGGCUGACGGCAGCGACCCCGACGGUGAUCUCCUCCAGGAACACUGGCUGGUGAAUGACAUGUUCAUCUUUGAGAAUGUGGGCUUCACCAAGGACGUGGGCAACAUCAAGUUCCUGGUCUGUGCGGACUGUGAGAUCGGACCCAUUGGCUGGCACUGCCUGGACGACAAGAACAGCUUCUAUGUGGCCUUGGAGCGAGUCUCCCACGAGUGACUGAGGGGACUCCACGCCAGCUGUAAAGCUCUGCCCACCAGAGCCGACGCUGAACCUGUGGUGGCUGCCAUGCCGGCAGCCUUCUCGGUACUAAUACAAACGAUAAGCACCGGUGUUUGCCCUUGAACUUGCAGAGGGCCGUCCUGCUUCCUUCAAGCCUCAGUGCAUGCCUCCCACUUAGUCCUCUGUGCAUCACAGCUGUCCUAACCCCCACCCCCGUUUUGGAACAUGGAAGAACUCUACAUGUGUAGUCUGGUCCUUGGCACUCCUCCUGGAUGCCGUCCAGGGCUCCCUUCCUGCUCAGCAAGAGCAGCGGUCAACUUUUUAGCCACGGUAACAGGAAAAAACGCUCACUUGCUAUUAGUUGAAACUCCACCUUUUUCUCAUUCAAGAAGCCCGGUGUAAUGGGCGCACACCUGCAGUCCUACCUCUUGGGAGGUGGAAGCAGGAAGAUCAGGAGUUCAAGGCCAGCCUCAGCUACAUGGUGAAUUCUAAGCCAGCCUGGGCUAUGUGAGACAUCUCAAAAGACAUAAAGCAUACAAGUAUUUGAGAGUGACUUCGUUGUACUUGUCUAUAGCAAUUUAUUCUUUUUAAAAGUAAAACAUUUACAAAUGUCAGUGUUUAAACCACUAGUGAGAAACACAUUACUUUAGACAUGUUUUCAAUGCUGUGUUUGAGACCCUUUGUUCCAGGUUGAUAGUGACAUUUGUAGUGAAGAUGAAUGUGGCCCUUCUUCCCGCUGAUCUUGACUAGGUUUCUCUUUUCAUUAGGGGCCUCCCUGCUUCAGCUUCCAUUGUUAACCCUAAAGGAACUCAGCCCUGUUUACCAGGCUCUCUUGGAAUCGGAGUGGAGGGUGGAGGAUAUACCAAGGAUUGCUUAGCCGAAUCACCCCUGGGUUUGUUAGGGAAGAUUUCUUUAAUGGCUGCUGUCAUCAUUCAUAAAUGUAGGUUGUAAGGUCCUCAGGAUUUUGGUUCACUUGGACUGUCUGUACCCAGGAUCCAAACCCUUUCUAUGGAGAUUUCCAUUGUUACGGGGUUGGUGCCACCUUUCCUCAUUAGCCAACUUAAAACUUCAACGUGAUUUCCAGUUAUUUUAUCAUUUCUCUUCUGGAGUGACCGGGUAGUUUAAAAGGACUCUGUAUAAGCAGUUCAACUACUUUGCCAUCAUCCCUUCCUCUGGGGACUUAACAUUGGAGUGUACAGUAAGUAGAGACCCUGUUAUUCUUAUAAUACCAGCAACCUGGGGGUCAAGGCAGAUCAAGGUCAGCCUCAGUUACAUAUCAAAUUCAAGGCCAUUCUGUACUGCUUGAGAGCUUGUCUCAAACAAACAAAAAACAACAAAUAGAAGUUGGAAAGAUGGCUCAGCAGUUAAGAGUGUUCGCUGCUCUUUCAGAGGACCUGAGUUCAAUUCCUGGCACCUCCAUCAGGGGGUUCACAGCUGCCUGUAAGGCCUGUUCAAGGGCAUCUGCACUCUGGCCUCUACGGUUGCCUGCACACGUGUGGGGUGCAUACAGAAAAGCAGACACACACACACAUAAGUAAAUGAAAAUUUUACAAAUUAAAAAACAAAAGUUCCAGCGAGGCGGUGGUGGCCCACGCCUUUAACCAGCAGCAUUGGGGAGGCAGAGGCAGGUGGAUAUCUGUGAGUUCAAGGCCAGUCUGGUCUACAAAAAGCAGGUUCCAGGACAGCCUGGGCUGUUACACAGAGAAACUCCCUCUGCAUCUGUUUCCUGGCUGUUCCUUCCUCACUGAAGUUUCUUAAAGUACAGGCCCUGGGCAGUUUUGCCAGCACCCUGCACACUUAGGUGGCUUUCACUCAGUCUGAAGGGGCUCUAGCGGCAAAGGAGAGACCAUGUUUUCCAAAGAGGUGAGCACACCUUAGAAUGGUGUUUUCAGGAAAACAGCCAAGGCUGACCCGCUGGGGUCCAGAGGAACAAAACAAGCAGAUGCCUCUAGGGACACAUGAACCUUCACUUCACAAGUCAGAGACCUAAACUGAACUAGGCUUUUAACUCCCGCCCCCUUUUUAAACCACAGAAAGAAUACAUGUUAAUUGUAUAUCAAAGUAAGAAUCAGUAGCCAGGUGGUGGUGGCGGCUCACGCCUUUAGUCUCAUCACUCAGAUGGCAGAGGCAGGAGGAUCUCUGUGAGUUGGAGGCCAGCCUGGGAUACAGAGUGAGUUCCAGAAAAGGCUCCAAAGCAACAGAGAGAAACCCUGUCUCAAAAAAAAAAGAAUCAGGCCGGGCGGUGGUGGCGCACGCCUUUAAUCCCAGCACUCGGGAGGCAGAGCCAGGCGGAUCUCUGUGAGUUCGAGGCUAGCCUGGACUACCAAGUGAGUUCCAGGAAAGGCGCAAAGCUACACAGAGAAACCCUGUCUCGAAAAACCAAAAAAAAAAAAAAAAAAGAAUCAGUAUAGAGUUCUCAUUAACUCACACUUCCACUGGGCAGGUCUUGCCAGUGGUAACGUGUAUAACCUCAAUGUCUUUCUGUGUGCAAACAUGUAGUUUCCUAAACAAAUAUGAGAGCAUACUGUACUCUUUUAUAUCUUGUUAUUUUUUAUUUAACGAAAGGGGAACGUCUUCCUUAUCAGUAGACGCCCAGCCCUGAACACGGUUGCCAAUGCUCCUUGUGUUGCUGGGCUAUAGUUCCGGUGAUCCACGUUGUGUUGCCUCCAGCUGCUCCUGACCGUGACACGGCAUACAGGGUGUUAACUCUAUUUCCGGUCCUUGGCGUGCAUUGUAAGGAGUGCGGUUGCAGGGUGGGCAUGCUGUGGACACAUUCUCCACAGCAGCCUUAUUUGUCCACUCCUUCAGCAGUGGGAAAGAGCACUCAGUUUUCUGCCCCUUACUAAUGCUGGGUAUUCUUUAUCAUUAAGAAACACUUGCAGCUUCUGUAAGUAUCUUAUUGUUUUAUUUGUACUUAUUUCUGGUUAAAAAAAAAUUAUGGCCACAUUCUUGUUUUUGUGGGGUUUUUUUUGGGGGGGCGGUUUCGAGACAGGGUUUCUCUGUGUAGCUUUGGAGCCUGUCCUGGAACUCACUCUGUAGACCAGGCUGGCCUCGAACUCACAGAGAUCCACCUGCCUCUGCCUCCCUAGUGCUGGGAUUAAAGGCGUGUGCCACCACCACCCAGCUAAAAAUUUCACUGGUGUGAAAUCCAGUUCUUUCUUUAUUUUUUUUUCAACUUGUUUUUUCAAGAACUGCCAAAUGUUGUUGACCCAGUGACUAAAAAACCCUGAACUACUGCUCUUCUUUUUCAUUUAAUAAAGUCAUUGAAACGGUGAA